Momordica charantia (bitter melon) is the source of this 2240-nucleotide messenger RNA. RefSeq names its product SAND family protein. The record is from RefSeq and is a predicted model, not a curated record. NCBI's taxonomy places the organism in Eukaryota, Viridiplantae, Streptophyta, Magnoliopsida, Cucurbitales, Cucurbitaceae. Gene Ontology annotation, biological process: vesicle-mediated transport; protein targeting to vacuole.
CAAUCUUCACAAACGGCGAACUGGCACAAGCCUUUACGCUCUGGGUUUCACCUUCCCCUCCCUCUGAUCACGAAAACCAGUUUCCAAUCGGAAACGGAAGCAACAAUUGAAGUUAUAAUCCGACGAUGUCUUCUGGGUUGAGUUCACUUUCAUCGAGUGAUGAACUCGAUGAAUUCAACCCUAAACCAACGCCCACUGCGCCACCUAAACCUCUCGAAGAAGAAUUGGCGUCUCUAGCAUUGACCUUACCCCAUCCCGAGCUGCUCUCCGAUCGGCAGGAUGUCAAUGGCGUCCCAAAUGGAUCCCCGGCGGAUGGUUCUCAGUUCGGAAUUCAACAGAAUGAUGGGGAAAUGAGGGACGGGGCAGUUCCCGAGGAAAACGUUGUGGGAAAUUCGGAAAGUUCGGUGCGAGGUGGAAUUGGUGGUGCGGGUGUUGUGUGGGGGAGGACCAAUUCGGAGAUAGAGGUGGAUAGACCGGCCAGCCCUAGUAGUAGUGGGUAUGCUGGUGAAAGAGGAAGCAGCAGUGCUAGUAGCGGCAGGUCAGAGAUGGAUGGGAUUGCUGAGGACGAAAUUCAGGAGCUGAGAGAUGACGCUUCUGUUGGUGUUUCUCUGCCCUCGUGGGUUCCUGGGAAGCGGCAUGGCAAUGAGGAUGAUGCUUCCAUAUCAUGGAGAAAAAGGAAGAAGCAUUUCUUUAUUCUGAGUCAUUCUGGAAAACCUAUUUAUUCCAGAUAUGGAGACGAACACAAACUAGCCGGAUUUUCAGCCAGCUUGCAGGCAAUCAUUUCUUUUGUGGAGGAUGGGGGUGAUCGUGUCAAAUUGGUUAGAGCUGGAAAACACCAGGUCGUCUUUCUUGUGAAGGGUCCGAUUUACUUGGUUUGCAUCAGCUGCACAGAAGAGCCCUAUGAAUCAUUAAGAGGCCAGUUGGAACUUAUUUAUGGUCAGAUGAUACUUAUUCUAACAAAGUCUGUAAAUAGAUGUUUUGAGAGAAAUCCCAAGUUUGAUAUGACUUCUCUUCUUGGAGGAACAGAUGUUGUCUUCUCCUCUCUCAUCCAUUCAUUCAGUUGGAACCCUGCUACUUUUCUUCAUGCAUACACUUGUCUUCSUCUCGCUUAUGGUACAAGACAAGCUGCGGGUGCAAUAUUACAAGAUGUUGCUGAUUCAGGCAUUCUUUUUGCAAUUUUAAUGUGCAAACAUAAGGUUAUCAGUCUUGUUGGUGCCCAAAAGGCUUCUCUUCAUCCCGACGAUAUGCUACUACUUGCCAACUUUGUGAUGUCGUCAGAGUCCUUUAGGACUUCCGAGUCUUUCUCUCCAAUAUGCCUUCCAAGAUACAAUCCAAUGGCAUUUUUGUAUGCCUAUGUUCAUUAUUUUGAUGUUAACACUUACUUGAUGCUUCUUACAACUAAUUCAGAUUCCUUCUAUCACUUAAAGGAAUGCAGGAUUCGUAUUGAAUCUGUCCUUUUGAAGUCGAAUGUUCUUAGUGAAGUUCAGAGAUCCAUGCUUGAUGGUGGGAUGCGUGUUGAAGAUAUGCCUGUUGAUUCUUCACCUCGUUAUAGAACUAUAUCUCCUCAUUUGGGCCAACAUAGAGCUCCAUCAGAACUUCCUGAAAGAUUCAAGGAAUCUUAUGCUGGGAUAGGUGGUCCUGGUGGACUCUGGCAUUUCAUUUACCGCAGUAUAUAUCUGGAUCAAUAUGUAUCUUCUGAAUUUUCAUCACCAAUUAGCAGUCAUCAUCAACAGAAGAGGUUGUACAGAGCAUACCAAAACAUUUAUGCUUCUAUGCAUGAUAAAGAAAUCGGCCCACACAAAACCCAGUUUAGAAGAGAUGAAAACUAUGUUCUACUCUGCUGGGUCACCCAAGAUUUUGAGCUUUAUGCAGCAUUUGAUCCUUUGGCUGAUAAGGCUUUGGCAAUAAAGAUCUGCAAUCGAGUUUGUCAAUGGAUUAAAGAUGUCGAAAACGAAAUUUUUCUGCUGGGUGCGAGCCCAUUUUCAUGGUAACAUUCCAUGUAUUAUAAUUUUUGUGUAUUAAAUGUUCGUACACAUUUUUUCUUUUUAUCAUUUUGAGCUCAGUUAUAAUAGUGUUCUUGAUCUAUUAGCUAAAAGUACCUUCCACGGUUUUGCAUUUAUCUAUAUUGUAGAGUGUAGGCUAGCUCAUAAAUUUGUAUUCAUUUUAAUUUAUCUACUGGAAGAAGAAUAGGUACAGUGUAUUAGUGAGAAAUGUAUGAAAUGAAGAUCUAUUUUUGCUAA